AUGCUGCCACGGUUAGCUGUAGUUCGCGUAGUGCGUCAAUUGACGAAGCAGAGUGGUGGAGUGUUGGGUACAUCUACUGCUGGAUACGCUACUUCGGCUCAGGGCGAUGGUCGGGACUUGUCUCUGCUUAAGGCAAAGAAGAUCAACUACGAGCGCAUUGGGAUCGUGGGCGUACCGUUCGACAAGGGACAGCGCAAAAAGGGAGUAGGCCUCGGACCGAAAGCCAUCCGUGAGGCCGGGCUUAUCGAUCACAUCCAGGAGAUAUCGCCUACGUUGGACAUCAAGGACUACGGAGAUAUCCAGUAUGAGGCUCUCAACUUUAACGGACGUAAGGUUGGGAACAUGAAGAAGCUGGAGCACGUUGCCAGCUGCAAUCGCAACCUGUCCCAUCAGGUGACGGAGGUGCUGGAUGACGACCGGCUGUGCAUUACACUUGGCGGGGACCACGCGAUAGCGGUCGGUUCGAUCGAUGGCCAUCUGCACCACAGCAAGGACGUGGCGGUGAUCUGGGUCGAUGCGCACGCGGACCUCAACACCAACUCGACGUCGCCGUCGGGCAACAUCCACGGCAUGCCGGUGGCUCUGUUGGCCAAGGAGCUGUGCGACUACUGGCCGUACAUCCCGGGCAUGGACUGGCAGGAGCCGAUCAUCUCCAUCAAGAACCUCGCCUACAUCGGGCUGCGGUCGGUCGAUCCCUACGAGCGGGCCAUCAUCGAGAAGUUCGGCAUCAAUGCGUUUGGGAUGCGCGAGGUGGAGAAGUACGGCAUCAAGGAGGUGAUGCGUAUGGCGCUGGCACGGAUUGACCCGGAGGGUAAGCGCAGUCUGCACGUGAGCUACGACAUCGACUCGCUGGAUGUGCUGGAGGCACCGAGCACGGGAACGAGUGUCCGAGGAGGACUGACGCUUCGCGAGGGCAUCUUCAUCAUGGAGGAGGCGUACGGAACGGGUCGGCUGGCGGCGGUGGAUCUGGUGGAAGUGAAUCCAGCCAUCGGUACUCCGGAGGAUGUACGAAGGACGGUCGAGGCAGCCGUACACCUGCUGGUUGCCGCCUGCGGACACAGCAGAAAGGGCGACAUAGCCGACACGCUCGAUCUGAUACAAAAGUGA
This is a messenger RNA of Anopheles coustani, 1107 nucleotides long. RefSeq names its product arginase-1 (gene arg). Gene Ontology annotation, cellular component: cytoplasm; nucleus; cytosol. Gene Ontology annotation, molecular function: manganese ion binding; arginase activity. The record is from RefSeq and is a predicted model, not a curated record. Bases 1 to 1107 code for a protein of 368 amino acids. The transcript has a single exon. NCBI's taxonomy places the organism in Eukaryota, Metazoa, Arthropoda, Insecta, Diptera, Culicidae.